AUGGCGGCCGGAGUCGCAGCCUGGCUGCCUUUCGCGCGGGCUGCGGCCAUCGGGUGGAUGCCGGUGGCCAACUGCCCCAUGCCCCUUGCCCCGGCAGACAAGAACAAGCGGCAGGAUGAACUGAUCGUCCUCAAUGUGAGCGGGCGGAGGUUCCAGACGUGGCGGACCACGCUGGAGCGCUACCCAGACACACUGCUGGGCAGCACAGAGAAGGAGUUCUUCUUCAACGAGGACACCAAGGAGUACUUCUUCGACCGGGACCCAGAAGUGUUCCGCUGCGUCCUCAACUUCUAUCGCACAGGCAAGCUGCACUACCCCCGCUACGAGUGCAUCUCCGCCUACGAUGACGAGCUGGCUUUCUAUGGCAUCCUGCCCGAGAUCAUUGGCGACUGCUGUUACGAGGAGUACAAGGACCGCAAGAGGGAGAACGCCGAGCGGCUCAUGGACGACAAUGACUCGGAGAACAACCAGGAGUCCAUGCCCUCCCUCAGCUUCCGCCAGACCAUGUGGCGGGCCUUCGAGAACCCGCACACCAGCACACUGGCCUUGGUCUUCUACUACGUGACUGGCUUCUUCAUUGCCGUCUCGGUCAUCACCAACGUGGUGGAGACGGUGCCAUGUGGCACGGUGCCUGGGAGCAAGGAGCUGCCGUGUGGCGAGCGCUACUCGGUGGCCUUCUUUUGUCUGGACACCGCCUGCGUCAUGAUCUUCACGGUGGAGUACCUCCUCCGGCUGUUCGCGGCGCCCAGCCGCUACCGCUUCAUCCGCAGCGUGAUGAGCAUCAUCGACGUGGUGGCCAUCAUGCCCUACUACAUCGGCCUGGUAAUGACCAACAAUGAGGACGUGUCGGGCGCCUUCGUCACGCUUCGGGUCUUCCGCGUCUUCAGGAUCUUCAAGUUCUCCCGCCACUCCCAGGGCUUGCGGAUCCUGGGCUACACCCUGAAGAGCUGUGCCUCUGAGCUCGGCUUCCUCCUCUUCUCCCUCACCAUGGCCAUCAUCAUCUUUGCCACUGUGAUGUUUUAUGCCGAGAAGGGCUCCUCUGCCAGCAAGUUCACGAGCAUCCCCGCCUCUUUUUGGUACACCAUCGUCACCAUGACCACACUGGGAUAUGGAGACAUGGUGCCCAAGACGAUCGCAGGGAAGAUCUUCGGCUCCAUCUGUUCCCUGAGCGGUGUCCUCGUCAUUGCCCUGCCGGUCCCUGUGAUCGUUUCCAACUUCAGCCGGAUUUACCACCAGAAUCAGAGAGCUGAUAAACGCAGGGCACAAAAGAAGGCCCGCCUUGCCAGGAUCCGUGUGGCCAAAACAGGGAGCUCCAAUGCCUACCUGCACAGCAAGCGCAACGGACUCCUCAACGAGGCACUGGAGCUGAUGGGCACCCCGGAAGAGGAGCACAUGGGCAAGACCACCUCACUCAUCGAGAGCCAGCACCACCACCUGCUGCACUGCCUGGAGAAAACCACUGGGUUGUCCUAUCUUGUGGAUGAUCCCCUGUUAUCUGUACGAACCUCCACCAUCAAGAACCACGAGUUUAUAGAUGAACAGAUGUUUGAGCAGAAUUGCAUGGAGAGUUCAAUGCAGAACUACCCAUCCACACGGAGUCCCUCACUGUCCAGCCACCCGGGCCUCACGACCACCUGCUGCUCCCGUCGUAGUAAGAAAACCACACACCUGCCCAACUCCAACCUGCCGGCCACCCGCCUGCGCAGCAUGCAAGAGCUCAGCACGAUCCACAUCCAGGGCAGCGAGCAGCCCUCCCUCACUACCAGUCGUUCCAGCCUUAAUUUGAAAGCAGACGACGGACUGAGACCAAACUGCAAAACAUCCCAGAUCACCACAGCCAUCAUCAGCAUUCCUACUCCCCCAGCGCUAACCCCAGAGGGGGAAGGUCGGCCACCCCCUGCCAGCCCAGGCUCCAACACGAACAUUCCUGCCAUGGCCAGCAAUGUUGUCAAGGUCUCCGCCUUGUAA
Lagenorhynchus albirostris (white-beaked dolphin) is the source of this 1968-nucleotide messenger RNA. RefSeq names its product potassium voltage-gated channel subfamily D member 3 (gene KCND3). Gene Ontology annotation, cellular component: voltage-gated potassium channel complex; neuronal cell body; membrane. Gene Ontology annotation, biological process: potassium ion export across plasma membrane; protein homooligomerization. NCBI's taxonomy places the organism in Eukaryota, Metazoa, Chordata, Mammalia, Artiodactyla, Delphinidae. The transcript has 7 exons. Gene Ontology annotation, molecular function: protein binding; A-type (transient outward) potassium channel activity. The record is from RefSeq and is a predicted model, not a curated record. The coding region runs from base 1 to 1968 and encodes 655 amino acids.